Molecule: messenger RNA, 2242 nt
Organism: Drosophila nasuta
Lineage: Eukaryota; Metazoa; Arthropoda; Insecta; Diptera; Drosophilidae
Gene: Msr-110
Product: DUF3736 domain-containing protein Msr-110
Source: RefSeq, a predicted model, not a curated record
CAGACGGCGAGUGGCAGUCGUACAACAAAGACGUAUUAUUAUUUUCGUUAUCCACCUGGCGGAGGCUCUGAAAAGUUGGUCAGACAACUUUUUCAAAAAACCAACUAAAAACAAAACCGACAACAACCAAAAAAAUACCAACAGAUAAACCGCAAACAUAUAAAAUUGAACUCCUUUUACUUUUUCGUAAAAAAUAACAAAAAUUUCAAUUGCUAUCUACUCUCUGGAUAUUAUAUAGAUGACCGAGAAGGAUAACGUAUCCAUGGCUACCGUGCAACUGAAGCCCGACUAUGCGGCUAGCGAAGUCUACAGCACGGCCAGCGAACCGCCACCGCUGGGAUUUUUUAACUUUAAUCAUCAGGCCUACAAGCGUCAGGCGAAUUCGGUGAAGAUCGCCAAGAUCACCGCAUUCACCAUCAUCGUGUCCUCGUUCAUUCUGGGCGCUUUCAUUCUGGCCUCGUCCUAUCUGCAGGCCAAGGCCUCAUGCGAUCAGGUGCAGGCCCUCGACUCGGUGCUGGAGAAAGAGCUGAUGCUGGAAACGUUGCAGCAGGUGAACAAGGAACUACCCCGUGCUGAAGCUUUGCUGGGCAAAUCCGAUGGCGGCGAGGACUUGCAGAAUCUGGAUCAUGAUGAUGCGGAUAAGAAGCGCGACCCCAAGGCCGAGGACAUUGAGCCGACUGUGAGUGAGCACGACAACUCGUACUCGGACAGCGAUGAGACCGAGGAGCUGCAAAAGUUCCCCGGCAAGAUGCCGCUCGAGCUGGACUUGAGCGAUCUGGCUGCCGCCAUUCUGCGCAACAACAAGAAAUCCCGCAUGAACUGCGUGGUGGAGCGCAAGCAUGCCGAGGAGUUUGUUGACUCACCCUCGAAGACUGUGGCGCUGCCUUUCGGCGUCAAUCUGACCACCGAUCCCAAGAAGGCACGCAUCACCGGCGAACGCAUCUCAAUCUUCUGCGACGGCGGCGACGACAAGGAAGACAAGGAGGAGAAGGAAGCCAAGCGUCAGCGUGAAGAGGAAGACGAUUCGGAGGAAGAUGAACCCAUGCGUCCCAUGUUCAUUCCCUUCCAGCGUGUGCCCAUUCCCUUUGGCCGCAUUCCCGACCAGAUGCCCCUGACCCACAUGCCCCAGCGCAUGAUGCCUCCGGCAAUGCAACAGCAGCUGCCCCAGCAGGGUUCGAUCAUCAUCCGUCAGCUUCCUCCCCCAUUCCAGCAUCUGCCCAUGCGUCCCCCCAUGCCUCCUCAGGUGAUGCAGGCCCCACGCAUGGAACAGGAGCAACCUCAGCCACAGCAACCCCAAGUGCAAACCGUGCGCAUUCACAUGCAGCAGUUGCCCUUCCGUCAGAUCCACAUGGCCGAUGAUGUGCCCAUGCAGAUUCCCGCCCAGCAGCAGCGCGAGAUGCAGAUGCAGCGUGAGAUGCAACAGCAGCGCGAGAUGCAACAGCAACAGCAGCAGCAGCGUGAGCGUGAGAUGCCCCAACAGCGUGAGAUGCCACAGAUUCAGAUCCAGCACAUGCCUCUGGGUUUGGCACUGCAGCGUGUGGGCAUCACCGCCGAUGAUCUGCGCAACAUUCAGCGCAUGGCCGAGAAUCGCUUCACCGAAGAGAUGCGUCGCCUGACCGCCGAGGAGGCCGCCGACUCCAGUGAGAACACCAGCUCCAAUUCCAGCGAAGAGGAUGAGCACAGCGAGACACCCAUGUCAUCGGAUGAGCAAUCAUCCACCUCCUCCGCACAGUCCGAGCAGCAGCAGCCCGAGCAGCAACAGCCCCGUGAGCAGCAGCAGCAACGCGAGCAGGAGUCCAGUGACCAGCAGGAGGAGCAGACGCCUCAGCUGCAGAUCCAGCGAUUGAUUCUGCAACCGCUGCCGGAGCAGCCACGCGACACGAUGACCCCGCCGAUGCCCGAUCAGCCCGCUCAGGUGCCAUUCGGUCGCAUGAUCUUUGGCCGCAGCCUGGCGCAACCGGUGCGCAUUCCAGUGCCCAUGAUGCAGCCAGCUGAGGGCGGUGCUGCCUCCGAGGAGUCGCAGCGACCACACUUCGUCCAGCCUCGUUCCGUUUAAGUAACAACAACACCAUGCCUGUGAUUGCUGCUCUGCGAAUUCGAAUUCGAAUCUGAAUCAGAAUCUGUAUUGUAAUUGUCGUUAAUUUUUUGUAACCAUGUCGCGUCAUCCGAUUCCGAUGCUCGAUUCCGAACAAAACAAAAACAUCUCAACAGCAGCCUCCCAAAACGCCAAAAAAAAAGAAAA